AUGGCUUCAGCACGCGACUUAACCGCGCUCCCUGGGUGCGAUGGGUCCAAGGCUGUGACUCAAGACACUAUCGACCAAGUUGACACUACUCAUUCAUCGGGCAUGUUGUUGAAGCAACAGAGUCUGUCAGACCUCUUCACUAUUUUUGCAAGCGGCUUCGCUCUGAUCAGCGAUGGAUAUCAAAACAAUCUGAUGACUAUGACCAAUGUCCUCCUCAAAAAGGAAUACCCCAAGGAGUACACUACCACUGUCAGCACGCGGGUUUCGAAUGCUCUACUCGUCGGCGAAGUCAUUGGGCAGGUUGUUAUCGGACUGACAUGCGACUAUCUCGGUCGUAAGACCGCUAUCGUCUUCACAACCCUUAUGAUCGUUGUCGGAGGUAUUCUCGCCACAGCCUCGCAUGGCGUUACCAUCGAUGGCAUGUUCUGGAUGAUGACGGUUGCCCGUGGCGUUGUCGGGUUCGGCGCCGGCGGCGAGUACCCGGCCUCUUCAACUUCCGCCUCGGAAGCAGCAAAUGAUCUAACCCCGAAGCACCGUGGCCCGGCAUUCAUCAUGGUAACCAACUUCCCCCUGUCAUUUGGAGGCCCAUUCGCGGUAUCAAUCUUUUUGAUCGUACUCUCGGCCUGUCAGCAGUCCCACUACAGCACCGUGUGGCGGGUGUGCUUUGGUAUAGGAUGCAUCUGGCCGCUGUCGGUGUUUUACUUCCGAAUCCGCAUGCUGAACUCGGUGCUGUACCGACGCGGAGCGAUCAAGAAACACGUACCCUACAUGCUUGUGCUGCGGUAUUACUGGAAAGCAUUGAUUGGGACUUGCGGUGCUUGGUUCCUCUACGACUUUGUCACCUUCCCCAACGGCGUUUUCUCCGGUACAAUCAUCUCCUCGGUCGUGCACGACGGCACAAUCCUAAAAACAGGCGAAUGGCAGCUCCUCCUCGGCGCAAUCGCGCUGCCGGGCGUCUUCCUGGGGGCCAUUCUCUGCGACCGCCUUGGCCGCAAGCGCAUCAUGAUGAUCGGCUUCAGUGGAUACCUAAUCUUUGGCCUAAUUAUUGGCUGCGCCUACGACCGCGUUACUAAGAUCGUGCCUCUCUUCGUCGUCUUCUACGGACUGAUGCAGAGCUCGGGCAAUUUCGGUCCGGGCAAUAUGCUCGGUCUGAUUUCGUCUGAGUCGUAUGCUACCGGUGUUCGAGGGACUUGCUAUGGGCUCUCUGCGGCUGUUGGGAAGGCAGGUGCUGCUGUCGGUACGCAGGCGUUUCAGCCUAUCAAGGAUCGUCUGGGGAAUAAGUGGACUUUCAUUAUUGCUGCUAUUUGUGGCGUUGUUGGGAUUUUGGUGACUUUCUUCUUUGUACCUGAUUUGACGGGCGAGGAUUUGAGGGUGCGCGACGAGAAAUUCCGUGCUUACCUUGUUUCCAACGGCUGGGAUGGCGAUAUGGGCGAGGAUGAUUUGCAAGCGGCUGCUGAUCAAGUCAUCGCCCCGGGUCUUCCUAAUGGUGAUGAUAAAUCCGUGGACUAG
Molecule: messenger RNA, 1509 nt
Organism: Penicillium samsonianum
Lineage: Eukaryota; Fungi; Ascomycota; Eurotiomycetes; Eurotiales; Aspergillaceae
Exons: 6
Coding region: 1-1509 (502 amino acids)
Biological process (GO): transmembrane transport; carboxylic acid transport
Cellular component (GO): plasma membrane
Molecular function (GO): carboxylic acid transmembrane transporter activity
Source: RefSeq, a predicted model, not a curated record